AUGGGGCAAGCAGAGCAGCAGCUGGUGAACAUCUUGCAAGGUGUAGCCCAGACACAGGCUGCCAUGACUCAGACACAAGCUGCCUUAACCAAGUUCCUGCAAGAGCAAGAUUCAGCGAAGGGUAGCUCCAGCUUGAAAGGAAGAGACCUGGCCAAGGUACUCAAGCAGCCGCCUCCUUUGGUGGCCAAGAAUCGUGAUGAGGAGCUUGGGGCUUGGCCAUCCUGGAGCUGGGAGUUCGAGCAAUGGCUAACUGUUUUGGAUCCGGCUUUCACAGCAGAUUUGGCCAGCAUCAAAGCAAAAGGCAACAACGUGAUCACCGAAGCCGAGCUUAGCGAUGAACAGAAAGAACGAAGCAAGCUGCUUUAUGGUAUUUUGGCUGGUUUGUUGCAUGAUAAGGGCAAGCGUCUUUUGCGAAGUAUUGGUGGACAGAAUGGUUUUGAGGGAUACCGAAGUAUUUCUGCCGAUUUGAUGCCGAGCAAUCGUACAAGAGCCUUAGCCCUUUUGCAAGCCAUCAAUUCUUGGCCUACUUUCGAGAACAAGCAUGGUAUUGCACAGCAACUUUUAAAGCUUGAAGCUGCAAUGAAUGAGUAUGAAACUUUGCAGCGCGGCGGCCUUACAGAAGAUACCAAGAUUGCGGCUGUUUUGCGAUGGGUCACAGGGCAACUUCGUCAGCAUGUGAAUGUUCUUGUCACUGACACCACGACUUAUGAUGAAGUCAGAGCUUUGGUCCUGCGUUGGGAUGCAGCGCAGCAGCGCUGGAGCCAUUCAGUGGCCCAGAGCUAUGGCCUUACCGUUGCCCAACAGCCUGCCUCCUCAGAAGCCGCCCCUACUGUUGCGCCUAGCAGUUCUGCAUCUAAUGCUGCUCCGAGCGUUCGUCGAAUUGAGCUUCGGUCUUUCGACAUGACAGGCCUCGCGUUCUCCGGAAACUCAGUUCACAUGGUCACAGCUGUGCCUCAUUAUGACAUGUCCAGCUCAGAUGACGAUUCAGACUGGGUUCUUUGUCCAGGCUUGUGUGACCCGAGUGCCGAGGGAUCGUCAGAUUCCCCGAGUCGAGGCCAGCACCUUGAGCCCAUGUCUGAGCCUUUCAGUGUUUGCGCAGUCAGCAGCCAGCAGAGUCGACAUUCUAGAGUCAUCCUGGACAGUGGUGCAGACCUUUCGUGCCUCCCUAGAAGCUUCUGCACUUCGGGUAAAGCUGCUAGAUCCCGGCCGAUGUCAGUUCAAGAUGCGCAAGGCGGUUCCAUGAAGGUCCAUCAGGAACGAAAUGUCGAGUUCAUCCUGACAGCCCGUGAUCAGGAGCCUGUCCUGAUUAAGGAGCGAUGCAUCGUGGCUGACGUUGUUCAGCCCAUCUUGUCGAUGGGCCGGCUUAUCCACCAAGGAUGGUUCCCUUCCAAGGACUCAGAAGGCCUGCAUCUGUGCCAUGAGCGUGGCUCGAUUGAGGUUCCGGUUGGGUUUAAGGGUCAUAGUCUGGUUGUUGAUGCGGUAAUUCGUCGUAUCGAUGGUGAAGAUGUCGAGCAGCAUGUGCGCGCGUACACUGCAAAUGUGUCUGAAGACCUUUCCUCAAUGUCCUUUGGCUGGCAGAUUAUGGCUUCAGGUCAUUUGGCUUGGCGGGGCAUGAGUGAGCGGUUUGUGGAUCCAACAUACAUGACCCCUGAAAAUCGCUUGAUGUUUCGCACGACUCUUGUCCGACAGGCCGGUCGUUGGAUUGUGCUUGAGCAGUGUGUUGACAUUUCCGAGCUUGACGACCUCGAAGCCCAAGCCGUUCCGAACCCAUGUGAGAUGAUUGUGGUCAUGAGCUCGAGCGCCGAGCCCACAGCCGAGUUUGGUGUCUUUGAUGCCGGCGACGGGCGCUUUGAGUUGAGUGACUUAGGCCCUCCGGAUGCAGCAGCUGCGAACUUUUGGGGCGACACCGAUGCUUAUGACGAUGUUGAAGUGCCGGAUGCUCUGAUUGAAGCAUCAGAAGAGGUCGAAGCUGGUGUCGGCCCGCUACAUGAAGGUGGCCCAGAUUCUGUCUUGCAACCUGUGAUGCCUGAUGCACAGGAAGUUGCCCCCGCUGUUGAAAGCCCGCCUGAAGAAGUUGUGGUCGAUGAAGUUCGGUUGUCCGUGCAAAGCGCCAUGAAUGCACUGCGAGCUGGUUGUCGCAGUCUUGGCCUUGCCACCUCCGGUUCUCGCUUGAAGUUGUUCAGUCGGUUGAAAGGAUAUGUGGAGCGGCAGCGCUUGUCACUUUCGAUGGAGUUGGCGGACGAUGCGGCCAACCUUGCUGUUAGAGACCCGCAUGUUCAGGCGCAGCCACGUGUGCCUAGUUUGCUUGAACAAAGGCUCCAUGAAGUGACGCACACUCCUUAUCAGCCUUGGUGCCCUCAUUGCACUGUCAUGAAGGCAAUGCCAGACAGGCAUGAAGAACUCAAGGAGCGAGGGCCGAGAGAUAUACCGUCGGUGUCGUUCGACUUCAUGUACACUGGAUACGACAUGCAAGAGCCUCAGGAGCCGAGUGAGGCCGCUGGCCCCGGCAAUGACGACAACUUGUGUUGCUUAGUUGCGCAUGACACAGACACUGGCUCCAUCCUUUGUGUGCCUUGCGUAUCGAAAGGUGAUGCGAGGUACCUUGGCGCUGAGCUGAUGCGCUUUUGUCAAAACCUUGGGCAUGUUGAGCUUGAGUUGCGCACUUUGAGUUUGCAGAACGUCGUAGUUGCAGCACGCCACCGGCUUGGCCUGCGCACGGUGGUUCGCAAUGCGCCUGUUGGUUCGCACCAAGCCAAGGGUUACGUGGAAAAGGCCGUGCAUUCAGUGCGGUCAUUGGCCAAUGUACUGUUGGACAUGGUUCGCGCCAAGUCGACGUUGGACAUCGGAGUGGCUCACCCGCUCUUUAGCUGGGCAUUCACUCACUCAGCUUGGAUCCUUAAUCGGUUCCGAGUCCUCGGUGGCCUGACAGCGUACGAAAGAACACACCACAGUCGUUACUGUGGGAAGCUGGUACCUUUCGGAGAGCCAGUCUAUGCCCAAGUGAUUCCCAGACGCAAGGGAAACCCGAAGUGGAUACUUUCCAUCUUUCUCAGCAAAAGCGUUUCCAACGACAUGUACAUCGUUGCCUCGAAGACUGGUGUUCGCUUGUGCCGGUCUGUUCGCAGGACAGGCCUUGAAUGGUCCAAAGACAAGUCGCUGUUUGAAGGUCUGAAAGGGUUGCCCUGGGAUUUUAGCAGCGGUGUUGUGGGUACUAGGUUUGUUCCUCUGCCCAAGUAUAGGAAGCCUCAGACGCCUGCGACGCCUACUGUUCCUGCUGUUCCAGUGAUUGAGAACUCCGCUGCUCUCGAUGAAGCAGCCUCAGACCCUCCGUCAACUCCAGCCAGGACCCCUUUGUACACACCUGAUCUGUCUGAAGGAAAUGCAGUUACCCCGAUGAGCCCAAUUGUGCAUGAUCCACUGCAAGCUGCGCCCCGUACUCCGCCGUUGGCGCGAAGUGUUGCGCCUCCUGCAUCUGUUGCGCCGGCAACAGGCGUUCCUCGUACGCCCGCAGCUGAGGUCAUGAAUCCUGCGCUGUCCUUCCCGCAGCCAGGAACUCCAGAGCAUGAGCUACCGCCUCUUGGUCCGAUUCUGGAAGAUGAGAUGCUCGCUGACGAGAUCGGACGCGAUGAUGACAAUCCCCGUGCAAGCAAGGCCCCUCGGAUUAGAGCAGUUACUUUUGGCAAGUUUUCGUUCGAUGUCAAUGACGACCUCCUUGAUCGCAACGCCUCGGAGUGGCAGGAUGCCACAACGUAUGUUUCGAUGAUUGACAGUGCCCAGGCUAGUGGUGAACUGGGUGUUGAUGCUUUUCAUGAAACCGAGAUUGAUGGGUUCGAACCUGGGCAGGAUCAUGUACUGUCUCAGGGCGACAGAACUCAGGAGAAGGCGGGGACUGCUGAUGAGUCAAAUGCUUCAGCCUUAUGGUUCCCCGACACAGGCCAUGGUGAGCCUGAGCUGAGUGAGAGUGAGCUUUGGAGCUUAGAUCGGCUCGCUGACGACUGCGAGCUGAAUCGUCUUCUCAAGAAAGGCGUUCUUCGGCAAGCUUCUUCCUCCGAAGAGGGUUCAGAUAUGAAGCGACUCAGCAGUAAGUUUGUUAGAACUUGGCGGCGAAAGAAGAAAGGAGGAAAGGCUAUGUUUCUUAGACGUAGCCGUCUGGUAGCGAGGGAGUUCCGGUGGUUAGAGGCUGAUAAAGAAGGGUUGUUUUCACCAUCAACCGCCACAGAUAUCGUUCGACUUCUCCCUGCUCUAUUCGUUUCGUGGUCACAGUCAAAGCCUGGUGAGCAGUAUGCUCUACUUGCGCUGGAUAUCAAGGAUGCUUAUUUGGAAGUAUGUCAGGAAGAACCGCUGAUGUGUGGCCUGCCAUCAGACUACGACGGUGAUCUCCGUUACAGCUUUGUGUUCGAGAAGAUGAUUCCGGGGCAAAGAAACGGGUCCCAGCGGUGGUUCAGCCACUAUAUCGACUUUCUCAGAGCGAAUUUGCAAGUGGAACAAUGCCUCGAGUGCCCUGCUGUUUUAAGAACAGAACACGGGCCAGCCAUGGUGCAUGUUGAUGACUCAUUGACUUUAGCUCCUUUAACCUGGAUCCACAGUGCUUUCUUGCCUCUGAUAAAAUCAAGGUUCGAGUGCACAUACGAAGUGGCUAUGCAAGUUGGAGACACGUUUGAUUUCUUGAAACGAAAGCACACGAUCACAGAGCAUGGUAUUUUGAUUGAGAUGCCCAAAUCGUACAUCAAGCAGAUGGCCGAGACAUUGGGUGUUAAUUACAGUCAUUCGUGGAAGCACAAGUCACCUUGCCAUCCGGACCUCUUGGGCGCUGACACGUCCCCCGCGCUUGACGAGGCAAAGGCUAGCAAGUUUCGGUCUGCCGUUGGCAUUGGGCUGUACAUAUCGGCAGAUCGGUAUGACGUCUGUUUUGCUGUUCGAAUGCUCAGUGCCUACAUGCAAAACCCUACAGAGUUGGCGUGGAGAUGUGCAAUCAGAAUGGUGCAAUAUUUGGUCACAACACAAGAUUAUGCAACAUUGGUUAAACCGGGUCCACCUGGUACCAGCAUCUUAUCCCCGAACGCGGGUGGCUCCCACCUGCUAGAGGUGUACAGCGAUGCGGAUUGGUCAGGUAACAAGAAGCAUAGACGAUCGAUUGGGUCUGCAAGUUAUACAUUUGAUGGAGCAUGCGUAUACCACAGUUGUAGGACACAGAAGGUUGUGUCACUAUCUAGCAUGGAGAGUGAAUGGUAUGCUGCUAUAUCUUCGACAUGCCAGGGUGUAUAUUUGCAGGCGGUGAUUCGGUUUCUCACUUGCGAGGAUUGCAUUCUCGUUGUGCGCCUAGACAAUGCUGCCGCCAGGCAGUUUGGACACAGACAGGGCGUGGGGCGCGCCAAACAUAUCCAAGGCCGACUGCUUUGGUUGCAGAGUUGGGUGCAGCAGAAGUUGGUGAGGCUUCUGGCGGUGCCUACCGCCUUAAACCUAGGCGACCUUUCAACCAAAUCCUUGAGCUCUACGAGAUUGCGAGGUUUACUCUUCUUGCAUGGCUUUGUUUCGGGUUCAACCCUUGAGCCCAUAGGCCAGGAGGAGUACGAAGAGAUCUAUCUGAAGAAUCUCGUCCGAGAGCGCGUGCACCGAGUGAUCAAAACUUCGAACAUCAAGCAGACUCUCAUGAUUGCAUUGUUGACAUCCCUUCCUCAAGGUACACUUGGACUUGAAACAAUGCCGACUUCAACCACGAAAGUGCUUUUCUUCUGCGCUUUGGUUUGCUUCACCGGUGGUAUGACCUUCAGAGCCUUGAGCCUGUUCAAAGCCCUUGAAGUUGAUGUCGCAAAGAUCAGCUUUGCGGUGAGCGGAGAGCAGAUGGCAUUGAAUGUGCUUGUCAUUGUUCUCACGAUGAUGGCUAUGGUGCAAGAGACAUGGUUCGAUACAUGGCUUUGCUUUGGGUUGCUACUGGUUAUUUGGGUUGCAAAGAACGAGAUUGCAGUUCUUCAUGCUGCGAUGAAAGAGAAGGAUUCACAGAUUGCAGAUCUGACUGCAGCGGCUGAGCCGAGCCCUGAACUUGAAGACGUUCCCAAGUAUGUGUGA
Molecule: messenger RNA, 6066 nt
Organism: Symbiodinium natans
Lineage: Eukaryota; Dinophyceae; Suessiales; Symbiodiniaceae
Source: the annotation of a GenBank genome assembly